This is a messenger RNA of Helianthus annuus (common sunflower), 1121 nucleotides long. RefSeq names its product ras-related protein RABC1. Gene Ontology annotation, molecular function: GTP binding; GTPase activity. The record is from RefSeq and is a predicted model, not a curated record. NCBI's taxonomy places the organism in Eukaryota, Viridiplantae, Streptophyta, Magnoliopsida, Asterales, Asteraceae. Bases 340 to 936 code for a protein of 198 amino acids. The transcript is spliced from 6 exons.
UCUCUUUUUUCUCUACAAAUCCGGCGUAAACGUAACACCGAAGGUCCACCCAAUCAACAAGAAUCAAUGGCGUUUGUACACAAACUUUCUCAAAUCGAAUAACUUUUUUUCUUUCAACCAUCAAUUACUCCAUUAACUUUACAUUCAAGAUCCCAACUAUUCAUCAACAGCUUCAUAAUCACGCUAUUCAUCGACCCAGAUCGCCAAAUUAGAUCCACCCAGCACAUAAACGUAAUCUCUUUCACCAUCAAUGCUGUUGUAUGCGUUUAAUUUCUGGGUAUGAAACAAUUGUGACAUUAAUUUGGUUUCUAGGGUUGGUGGUUGAUUCUUGAUUUGCAAAUGGACCAGUCUUCGGGUUCGGGUUCGGGUUCGGAUUUUGAUUACUUAUUCAAGCUGUUGUUGAUUGGGGAUUCAGGGGUUGGUAAAAGUUCUCUUCUUUUGAGUUUUACUUCUGAUAAUGCCAUUGAAGAUCUUUCUCCAACAAUUGGUGUGGAUUUUAAGGUGAAAUAUGUCACGAUUAAUGGGAAGAAGUUGAAGCUUGCUAUCUGGGAUACUGCUGGCCAGGAAAGAUUCAGAACUCUCACUAGUUCGUAUUAUCGGGGAGCUCAAGGAGUUAUAAUGGAUGUAUGGGCUAAAGAAAUCGACAUGCACUCAACAAAUCAAGAUUGCAUCAAGAUGCUUGUUGGCAAUAAAGUUGAUAAGGAAAGCGAGAGGGUUGUCACGAAGAAGGAGGGCAUCGAGUUUGCAAGGGAAUACGGAUGCCUUUUUAUCGAGUGCAGUGCAAAAACUCGGGUCAAUGUGGAGCAGUGUUUCGAAGAACUUGUUUUGAAGAUUUUGGAUACACCUAGUCUCACUGCUGAGGGAUCAACUGCCGUCAAAAGAAACAUAUUUAAACAGAAGCCAGUUUCGGAUGCAUCAACCAGUGCCUGCUGCUAAAGGUUAUAUAUAUAUAUAUAUAUAUAUAUAUAUAUAUAUAUAUAUAUAUAUAUAUAUUCUGCAAUACUUAUUGUUUGAUCAUUUUUAGUUUUUUUUAUUUUUUAUGCUUUUAGUUUCAAAAUUGUCUAGGCUUUGUUCAUAAAGAAGCUGUAAAUUUCAUCUUAAUGGAUUGCUUCUUUUGGUUU